Molecule: messenger RNA, 357 nt
Organism: Caenorhabditis remanei
Lineage: Eukaryota; Metazoa; Nematoda; Chromadorea; Rhabditida; Rhabditidae
Exons: 2
Coding region: 1-357 (118 amino acids)
Source: RefSeq, a predicted model, not a curated record
AUGACACAGUUUCUCAAGGCUUUAGGAAGGCUUCGGCGUUUGUGCGUGCCAAGAAAGCUGCAUCCAGAGGAGAUAGAAGACAUGGAAAACGCCAUUGACACCAUGUGGCUCUGUCUCCAGGAGUUUGCGGCUGAUGACAAUGUGACGCCCAAACUCCAUGCGCUUCUUGAACACGUGAUGGAAUUCGUUGAAACUCACCACACAUGGGCAAAAACCAGCGAACAUCCCAUCGAAGCAUUCCAUGCUGCUUAUAAUACAUCGAAACUUCGUUAUCGCACGACUCGAAACGAUCUUCUGAGAGCAAAAGAAUGCUUCAAGCGCUGCCUAAUCAACAACAGAGUCUUCGAUCUGUCCUGA